GAUGGGCCGGAUGCAAAACGACCUCUGCAAAUUGUCAGCGUCAUUGAUGAAGAAAUUCCCCGACCGCCCGAACCCGAGCUGCAACAGUUGUAUGAGGAAUACAAUCUGUCGCGGCAACGAUACACGUAUUACCGCGAGCGCCUGCAGAAGGAGAUCCAAGCGAAACGAAAUGGCGUUCCAGGAGCCAGCUACAUCUCCCCGUUUGCUUCGACACUGAGCACUUCAACCACACAGUACUGCAUACUGCAAAUUUACCUAGCUAGAUAG
Molecule: messenger RNA, 267 nt
Organism: Cylicostephanus goldi
Lineage: Eukaryota; Metazoa; Nematoda; Chromadorea; Rhabditida; Strongylidae
Source: the annotation of a GenBank genome assembly